Messenger RNA from Phytophthora infestans T30-4, 660 nucleotides. RefSeq lists its product as uncharacterized. Gene Ontology annotation, molecular function: oxidoreductase activity. Bases 34 to 660 code for a protein of 208 amino acids. The record is from RefSeq and is a predicted model, not a curated record. Lineage: Eukaryota; Oomycota; Peronosporomycetes; Peronosporales; Peronosporaceae. The transcript has 2 exons.
CAACCACUCAAGCGACGUCUCAACCAGAUCCACAUGACUGUGCAACGUAUUCAAGUGAACCCGAUCCAAGCUCCUCAGGAAUCCGCUGUUGAUUUUGGGGCUGCCAUCACCAACGUCGAUCUCGACAACCUCACAGACAAGGACUUCGCCAUCAUCCGUAAUGCUUUGUACAACUCACACGUUGUUGUAUUGAAGAAUCAACAGGGCGUCUCUUCUCGAGCGCAAUACGAGCUAACCAGACGAUUCGAUCCAGACGCAUCGACGUAUGGCCAUGGCAAGACGCUCGAUGUCAAGAAAUCCGUGCUGCACUCGGAUCUGAAGACAGUCCCGCAUCAGCCGCAAGUCCAGAUCAUAGGACAUGGACACUACGACGAGUACGAAGGUCUAAAGAACUUCACGCUUAAACACCCGCACCACAAGAUGUUUCACAAGACAGCCAUUCCAGAGAAAGACGACCUCAACUUCACGCGGUUCUAUCGCUGGCACAUUGAUGCCGCGCUGUACAAAUUGAACCCACCCAAAGUGACUUCCCUUUUGGCAGUGAAGGUGCCUGUUGGCCGUCGCCAAACUCUCCGCUACGACGACGGAACAGGCGACGAAUUGGGUGUCGCUUUGGGUACGACUGCAUUCGUUUCGGUUCGUUCGUGGUGCAAAGGUUGA